AUGGCAGACACGGCGUCGCUCCCUCCACAACGGGACUCCGCGCUGGGGAUGCACGGGCCCCACGGUGGUUUAUAUAUGCCCGUGGCGCAGGGUCCGCUGCAGGCCCACGCGAGUCCACGGCUGGUAAGUGUCAGAAUGGUAUUGUCAAGUAUAACGGCGCUGGCGCUAGUGGCAGUGGUCACAGUGCUCGGCACCGCGCAGCCGGCGCGACCCACCGCGCCUUUGGCGGCUGCAGACGAGCAAUUUUGGGUCGCGCAGCACCGCAGCGCGUCCAAGCAGCUCUACCAGCUCGUGCAUGGCAGCGAGCUGAGCUUCUACGACGAGGGCCGCGAUGUGUUGGGGACCACCGAGCUGUCGCGCAACAUGUACUCGCGGCAGCCCUACGUGGCCAACGGCUACAUCGGGUCACGCGUGCCGAAUGUGGGGUUCGGCUAUGCAGCCGAUGAGGAGAACAUAUGGACGGAUGCAUCAGUGCCUGGCGCGCUAAACAAUGGCUGGCCGUUGCGCAACCCGCGCUACGCGGGGUCUUUUGUGUCGGACUUUUAUUCCCUACAGGCACGGCUCAACUCCACGAAUUUCCCCGAGUUGGACGAAGAGGGGUACUCGACGGUGAUCGCGUCGAUACCGGAGUGGACGGACUUACGAGUGCGCGCAGACGGCGCAGAGCUCGGGGCCGAGACGGUGGCGCUGGAGGACAUGGGCGGCUACGUGCAGAACAUGUCGCUCGCGGACGGGGUGGUGACGACGGAGUACGUGUGGCGGGGGCUCUCGGUGCGGGCGACAGUAGCGGCGCACCGCAGCGAGUACCCGCUCGGGCUCGUGCAAUUGGAGGUGGCGCUCUGCGGGGACACGGAGCCGCGCGAGGUGGAGGUGCGGGACGUGUUGAACUUCACAACGUCGCACCGGACGGUGCUCCGGGAGGCGGGGCACGACGAGGACGGGAUCUACAUGCGCGUGGAGCCGGAGAACGUGCCGUACUCGGAGGCGGCGUUGUACUCUGUGUUCGAGGUGCGCGGCGGGGAGGGCAGCGUGCAGCCCGAGCGGGCGGCGGCGGGCGCGACGGUGGCGCAGUGGGUGCGGGUGCGCCUCACGGCGGCGCAGCCGCGGGUGGUGGUGCGCAAGUACGUGGGGGUGGUGUCGAGUGAGUACAACACGGCGGGCGGGUCGAACCUCGAGGCGGCGCGUGCGGCGGCGCUUGCGCACUACGGGGCGUUCGACGGGGCGCUUGUGUCGCACCGGGCGGCGUGGAGCGCGCUCUACGGCAACGCGUCGAUCGAGAUUCCGUCGGACUUCUUGUUGGAGCUCGCGGCAAAGAGCUCGAUGUUCCACAUGUUGGCGAACACGCGCGCACACAACGUGUCUGCGACGCGCGGGUUGCCGGUGCCGGUGACGGGACUCUCGAGUGACUCGUACGGCGGGAUGGUGUUCUGGGACUCGGACGUGUGGAUGCUGCCCGGCCUCCUCCCGUUCUUCCCAGACAUCGCGCGCGAGAUCUCGAACUACCGCAACGCGACGCACGCGCAGGCCGUGGCGAACGCGCGCCACUACAACUACUCUGGGGCCUUGUAUCCGUGGACGUCCGGCCGCUAUGCGAACUGCACGUCCACCGGGCCCUGUGUGGACUACGAGUACCACAUCAACAUAGACAUUGCGAUGAGCUCCCUUUCCAUCUACAUGAACGGGGCGGAUGGCAUCGGGGAGGACUACCUCAGGUACACGACGUGGCCGCUCCUCCGCGACGCAGCGCUAUUCUUCACCGAGUACGUGCGCUAUAACGAGACCCUUGACGCAUACACGACGCAUAACUUAACGGACCCGGACGAGUUUGCCAACUUCAUCGACAAUGGUGCCUUCACAAACGCCGGGAUCAAGAUCUUACUUCGCUGGGCCAUAGAUGUUGGUACCCAUUUGGAGGAGCCAGUGGACACGAAAUGGCAGGAGAUAUCCGACAAGAUCCAUAUCCCCACGUCCGAGACCAACAUCACCUUGGAAUACACGGGGAUGAACGCCACGGUGGACAUCAAACAGGCGGAUGUUUUGCUCAUGGUGUAUCCUCUUGGUUAUAUCACAGAUGAGAGCAUACUGAAUAAUGCUAUUCAAAACUUGUAUUACUAUUCCGAGAGGCAGUCAGCAUCGGGCCCUGCCAUGACAUAUCCUGUGUUCGCCGCUGCUGCUGCAACUCUAUUGAACCACGGUUCAUCAUCCCAGAGCUAUUUGUACAAAGCAGUUGUGCCGUAUUUACGUGCCCCCUUCUUCCAGUUCAGCGAGCAGUCAGAUGACAACUUUCUCACAAACGGCUUGACGCAACCGGCCUUCCCCUUCUUGACCGCAAAUGGGGGUUACCUACAGAGCCUACUUUUCGGCCUGACAGGCUUACGCUACUCCUAUACGGUUAAUCCCGAGACCAAGAAGAUGGAGCGGCUCUUGAAGUUCAGCCCUGUUAGAAUGCCGCUAUUGCCUGGCGGAAUACGCAUCAACAACUUCAAGUACUUGGGCCAGGUGCUCGACAUUUCCAUUGAUGAUCAUAAUGCGACUAUCGCCCAUAAGCAGGGCAAUACGCCUAUCCACAUCAAAGUCCCUGACCGUUCCAUUCUCCGCGACCGUGACGUGCCUGUGUACAAAGGCUCAGCGCUCCAGGCGCGCGAUGUCAUCCCGUAUCACGAACUAUCAAACUCGAACUAUUUCACUGUGAAUCCUGGUGAAACACUAACACUUCCUGUGUAUGAACCGGAGUUAAACAUCCAAGGCAACAUUGUCGAGGGGCGGCAGAUUACCAAUUUAACUCAGGGUGUACCAGGCGAUGUCCCGAUUUCUAUUCUAGACGGGAACAACUAUACCCACUGGCAGCCGUUCGACAAGUCUGAGAGGGCACUCUUGUUGAUUGAUUUGGGUUCCGAAGAGGAGUACGAGAUCACAACGGGUAAAAUUUUGUGGGGCGCUCGUCCCGCGAAGAACUUCUCCAUCUCUAUUCUCCCCAACUCAAAGCACAUCACAGAGAUAUUGACAAAACUGACGGCCAUGAUGGACGGCCGGAAUACGGACCUUGUCUCCUGCUCAAAGUGCCACGCCGUCUCUUCCUCGCAGCAUCUGCUCGGCGGGCUGGCGAAUGUCACCGAUUCCAAGGGACUCGCGGCCAUUGAUGGAGAGACUGUGGACAUGGGUAUUAGAGAAAUUUUCCGUUGGAACUUAUUCGACCUUCCUACCAUAUCGAGCAUUAUCCCCGAGGCAGCCAAUAUCUCUGAAAGCUUCGUGACGGUCCUUGAAAACUACCAAGUGACUCCGUCUGAACCUUACUACGAAGAGGUUGUUCGUAAAUCCCAGAUUGUCAUAUUACCAAGCAACGAAACUGACUUCUGCAUAGAUUAUGCUGCCGUGCCAAAACUCAAUCCAACUUACACUGCAGUCAAUUUGUCUGCCGACGACACGAACUGGCGGAAAACUAGAUUUGUUAUCGUGGCAGUAGAGGGCAGCUACGACGAUGACGAUGACCAAAAAGGUGGUACCAUUAAAGAAAUCGCGCUUAUGGUGGCCCCAAAAAACUAA
This is a messenger RNA of Eremothecium gossypii ATCC 10895, 3543 nucleotides long. RefSeq names its product alpha,alpha-trehalase ATH1 (gene ATH1). The record is from RefSeq and is marked provisional. NCBI's taxonomy places the organism in Eukaryota, Fungi, Ascomycota, Saccharomycetes, Saccharomycetales, Saccharomycetaceae. Gene Ontology annotation, cellular component: fungal-type cell wall. Gene Ontology annotation, biological process: trehalose catabolic process. Gene Ontology annotation, molecular function: alpha,alpha-trehalase activity. The transcript has a single exon. Bases 1 to 3543 code for a protein of 1180 amino acids.